AUGGCGCUGGUCCACUUAGGAUUCGCACUUGCGAUUUUAUUUAACGGUGUUUUAGCACAACGCAUGCCAAUAAAAGAGGCUCUGUUUUUAAAUAGCGACGCCUUUAAUACCUCUUUGGAUGAUUGCGUGUGGCGCCGGGAGCGUGAGCCUUGUCCAGAUCCUGAUGUUACCAUCAAUUUAUAUACAGAAGCUGAACCAUUUAAGAAAGAGGUGGACUUAUUCAGCGAGGAUUGGCUGCGUCAAAGUGGUUGGGAACCUUCUCAUGAGACCAUUUUGCUUAUACAUGGCUAUGCCGGCGGGGAUGACACUCUGCCUAUAGUCGUUUUAAGAGACGCGUAUCUGCGUCGCGGUGGGUACAACGUGUUUAUGUUGGACUGGGGUCGUCUUUGCCAGCCUCCGUGUUACGUCGCCGCCGUACAUAAUCUACGUCCCGUAGCUAGAUGUGUCGCUGAAGCCUUCGGUUCAUUGAGACGAGCUGGUCUAAGACCGGAUAGAUUGACGUGCGUGGGACACUCGCUCGGGGCUCAUAUGUGCGGCAUCAUGGCAAACUAUUUGAACUUCAGACUUAACAGAAUAAUUGGUUUGGACCCUGCAAGACCUCUUAUUAGGUCCGCGCCCCCGCUUCGUUUAGACCCAGGAGAUGCUCGCGCUGUUCAUGUAUUACACACUAAUGCUGGGAGGUACGGCGAAGGUGCCAGGCUUGGACAUGCGGACUUCUGUCUCAACGGUGGAAGAAGUCAACCAUAUUGCGAGGAUACCCCCAACGAGGCAUUGUGUAGCCACGUGUGGUCUAUCUGUUAUCAAGCUGAGAGUUUGUUCAGAAUGCGACCGGCGUCUCCUUGUGGUCGGAGGUGUUCAGUCAGAGUUCCACCAGCUAGGGCCGCAGCUCUACCUGUGCCUUUGGGACAACCAGCGCCGAUGACUGCGUCAGGAGCCUAUUGUCUAGAAGAUUUCAGCGCGCCGUUCUGCCCAAAGACGAGCGGUCUUCUCGAAGGUGACGAACGCUGCUGUCUAGAUAAGCAAUAUGAGGCAGCGGCUACCACCACGCCGAGAAUACAACGACCAAGCCGGCCAAGACCCGGGAGCAGACUGAGAGCGGCCAGGAUUAAACCAGGACAAUAA
Messenger RNA from Danaus chrysippus (African queen), 1122 nucleotides. Lineage: Eukaryota; Metazoa; Arthropoda; Insecta; Lepidoptera; Nymphalidae. The record is from the annotation of a GenBank genome assembly.